CAGCUUGAAAACUUCAAACUAAGAAGACUGGUAAAUCCAUCAAUUGGGCAAAGUGAAUGUGGAGGAAACAAUAUACAGCUGUGCCUGUCAACUGCAUUUACAAAACAUGACCAACUGUGCACCUUCUAGACUUCUCCGAAGUGCUUCUAUUGGGCGCUGUGAUUUUGAGUUUGAUUUUUGUGAUUGGAAGCAAGAAGAAAAUGGUGAUUUUGACUGGCACCUCAGAACUAGCAGUAGUACUAAACUGGGUACGGGACCAGCUGCUGAUCAUACACUGCAAGAAGUGUCUGGCCAUUACAUUUUUAUAAAGAGUUCUUUUUUUCAGCUGCCGGGACAAAAAGCUAGGAUUUCUAGCCCUGUGUUAAGCAGGAUGAAUAAAAAGUGCAAGAUAUUUUUCUAUUACCAUAUGUAUGGAGUUCACGUUGGAUCAUUGAUUGUCUACCAGAUGACUAUGUCAAAACAUGAAAAAAUCCUCCUUAUUCUUACUGGAAACCAGGGAAAUUUCUGGCAAAGCAAGGCACUGAACCUGGUUGGAGAUGGAAAAGAAGAUUUCCAAGUCAUAUUUGAAGGGAUAGUUGGAACAGAUCUCAAAGGUGGCGUAGCACUUGAUGACAUCACAUUAUCUCGGGAGUGUUUACCAUCCCAGGAGUUUAUACCAGCAGAAUCCACAACACUGCCUCCAACAGACUCUAUCUACUUAAUGGUAGAUGCAACUCCCUGUGGCAACACUGGAAACUCUAAAAGUUCUGAUUUUGAUUGUAAAGUAUGUUCCAAAACCCUUUCAUGAUGUAUAUAAUAAAAA
Messenger RNA from Meleagris gallopavo (turkey), 802 nucleotides. The record is from RefSeq and is a predicted model, not a curated record. Lineage: Eukaryota; Metazoa; Chordata; Aves; Galliformes; Phasianidae.